CACGCAACACGUGUUUUUACAACCCUGUACGCCUAACGAGAGGUCCGACGAUCGAAAAAUGUCCGACUCGAAGGAUCCUGAGAAACAAGAAUACCGACAAAUAACAGUGUGGCCACAGUGGUUAGCGGCAUGCGCUAUCAGUUUGGCUCCGAUCGUAAGUGGCCUGGCAAAUGGUUGGGCAUCACCAUAUUUGGCCCAAUUGACAUCAACGACAUCUGACAUGCCUAUUAGAUUAACGGAUAACGAAGCAUCCUGGAUAGCGUCUCUUUUAAAUCUUGGAAGACUUUUCGGAGCUCUAAUCGGUUCGAUAAUUCAAGAAUAUGUUGGACGAAAGAAACAGCUUAUCAUCGGUGGUCUACCAUUGGCCUUGAGUUGGGUAUUCAGUAUAUGUACAACGUCAGUUACGUGGCUUUACAUAUCAAGAUUCUGUUCUGGAAUUGGAUCGGGUAUGGUCUGGCUGUCCCUUGCUUUGUACCUAGGAGAGAUCGCUAAUCCGAAAAUACGUGGAGCUCUGAUAUCCAUGAACAUAAACGCAGCGUCUGUGGGUAUGUUCUUGGGCAACGUGAUGGGUCCUUAUCUGUCCAUGGAGAUGUUCGCUUACGUGAGCCUCGUACCGAAUAUCCUCUUCAUGGCCCUCGUAUCCCUGAUACCCGAAUCACCGUACCAUUACAUCCUCCACGGAGAUAUCGACAAAGCAGAGGCAUCUUUGAAGUGGUUCCGACGAGAAGCUGACGUGAAGGCUGAGAUGCGAGAGCUUCAGGAUUUCGUCGAUGGUGCUGAAAGUAGUAUUAUGAUGAAGCUCAAAGCAUUCAUACUUCCAGGUAACUUGAAAAACGCCAUGAUCUUGUUAGGUCUGAAUGUAUUAGUACACGGAAGUGGAUACGCCAUUAUCAAUGCAUAUGCCGAGAUAAUCGUAAUUAAAUCUGGGAUGAAUCUUACACCUAGCGUCGUCGUGAUGAUCUUGGGAUUCGCUACUAUUAUAGCUGGAGCUAGUGCGGUUAUUGUAGUAGACAGAUUUGGCAGAAGGUCUCUGUUAAUGAUAUCGAGUCUCGGUGUGACCAUUUCUCUCGGAUUACUGGGUCUACAUUUCCACAUCAUGUCGACUGGCAUCAAAUCGCAAAUCCUCGAGUGGCUACCACUCACUGCUUUACUAUGUUACUAUAUUUUCUUAGCUUGCGGCUUUGUGCCCGUGCCAGGUGCACUUUUAGGAGAAAUGUUCCCAGCAGAUUUGAAAACAUUAGCCUCUCUUCUAUUAGGAUGUGGAAACGCUUUGUUAUCCUUCAUUGUAACGAAAACUUUUCAACCAUUUCUUGACUUAACCGAAGAGAAAGUCGUUUUCUGGACGUUCGGUCUUAUUGUCAUGGCCUGUAUCCCUUAUGUUUACUACUUUAUACCAGAAACAAAAGGAAAAAGCCUUCUUGAAAUUCAAAAGUCCAUUAAUAAAUAAAACAUCAAAGUGUU
Molecule: messenger RNA, 1461 nt
Organism: Vespa mandarinia (Asian giant hornet)
Lineage: Eukaryota; Metazoa; Arthropoda; Insecta; Hymenoptera; Vespidae
Product: facilitated trehalose transporter Tret1
Biological process (GO): transmembrane transport
Cellular component (GO): membrane
Molecular function (GO): transmembrane transporter activity
Source: RefSeq, a predicted model, not a curated record